This is a messenger RNA of Alternaria postmessia, 2007 nucleotides long. RefSeq lists its product as uncharacterized. The coding region runs from base 1 to 2007 and encodes 668 amino acids. The record is from RefSeq and is a predicted model, not a curated record. Gene Ontology annotation, molecular function: GTP binding; adenylosuccinate synthase activity. Gene Ontology annotation, cellular component: cytoplasm. Gene Ontology annotation, biological process: IMP metabolic process; 'de novo' AMP biosynthetic process. NCBI's taxonomy places the organism in Eukaryota, Fungi, Ascomycota, Dothideomycetes, Pleosporales, Pleosporaceae. The transcript is spliced from 9 exons.
AUGCAUGUACUCGCUACAAUUCUGGCUGUCGCCACUGUAGUACAGGCACACUAUACUUUCCCACGUCUCGUUAUAGAAGGAAAGCCAGAGGAUAAAGACUGGUCUUCGACCCGCGAGACCAAGAACGCAAAUACCAAGCAAGGCAUUGAGAACCCCACCGUUGCUGACAUUCGCUGCUACACUUCCAAAACCGCGCCAAAUAUUGCAAUUGUGCCAGCCGGGUCAACCGUCCACUAUAUCUCGACGCAACAAGUCAACCACCCAGGACCGACACAAUACUAUCUUGCAAAGGUUCCAGACGGCAAGGAUGUAAAGAGUUGGGAUGGGAGUGGCGCAGUGUGGUUCAAGAUCAGCACUACGAUGCCGAGCGUAAAUGCGCAGAAGCAGAUGAGCUGGCCAGGACAGAAUGAGUAUACUACUCCCAACACAACAAUUCCUGCUACGACACCCGCGGGCGAGUACCUGCUUCGCGUUGAACACAUAGCACUACACAUGGCUAUGCAAGCCAACAAAGCGCAGUUCUACCUCGCCUGCUCGCAGAUCAAAAUUACCGAGGGAGGAAGCGGGGUCCCUGGACCUCUUGUUGCAUUGCCUGGCGCAUACAACGAGCAAUUGAGUCGUGAGAUUGCACAGCGCGUGAAAUCUGAGCCACCCCUCAUCGGCUCCGCUUCUCCAUGGGCAAUUGAAAACCCACCCGCCGCCCCGUCCAUUCCCUUUUCUUCGUUCCUCGUUCUCACGAUGACAACUACCGUUGUGCUCGGGGCCCAAUGGGGCGACGAAGGCAAGGGCAAGCUCGCCGACAUACUCGCUCACGAAUCGCAAAUCUGCUGCCGCGCCCAAGGCGGUAACAACGCCGGACACACCAUCGUCGCGAACGGCGUGACGUACGAUUUCCAUAUCCUCCCCAGUGGUCUUGUAAACCCCGGCUGCAUCAACGUCAUCGGAAGUGGCUGCGUCGUCCACGUGCCGAGCUUCUUCAAGGAAUUGGAGGCGCUGGAGAAACAUGGCUUGAACACUGAAGGAAGGAUAUUCAUCUCGGACAGAGCACAUGUCGUCUUCGACGUCCACCAGAAGGUGGAUGGUCUGGAAGAAGUGGAACUGGGUGGUGGCAUGAUUGGCACAACCAAGAAGGGUAUUGGCCCAACCUACAGCACCAAGAUGACCAGGAGCGGUCUCCGCAUGUGCGAUCUGUUCGACGAGCAGAUCUUCGAGACGAAGCUCAGGAGGUUAGCCUCGGGAUUCCAGAAGCGAUACGGUGAUCUGCUCAAGUACGACGUGGAUGCGGAGAUUGCGCAGUACAAGACUCUGCGCGAGAAGCUUGCUCCCUAUGUCGUCGACCAGAUCCCACUCCUCGCAUCGGCCAAGGAGAAGAACGCUAAGAUUCUAGUAGAAGGUGCGAACGCGCUGAUGCUAGACAUUGACUACGGAACAUACCCCUUCGUCACAUCAUCGAACACAGGUAUUGGAGGUGUCAUCACAGGUCUCAACUUGGGCUGGCGGUCACUGAAGGAGGUCAUCGGUGUAGUGAAGGCCUACACCACACGUGUCGGAUCCGGACCCUUCCCUACUGAGCAGCUGAACGAGCUGGGCGAGAAGCUCCAAUCGGUAGGCCACGAAGUUGGCGUCACAACCGGUCGCAAGCGCCGCUGCGGCUGGCUCGACCUUGUUGUCGUCAAGCACUCGCACGCCUGCAACGACUACACCGCCAUCAACCUCACCAAGCUCGACGUCCUCGACGAUUUUGACGAACUCAAAGUUGCGACAUCCUACUCGUACAACGGUGAAGUGCUCGAAGGCUUCCCUGCGAACAUCGAGAUACUUGGCCAAGUUGAAGUACAGUACGACACGCUGCCUGGCUGGAAAAAGCCUACAACUGGUGUAACGAGCUACUACGACCUGCCCGUCCAGGCGAGGAACUACAUCGAGUACAUUGAGAAGUUUGUCGGAGUGAAGGUCAAGUGGAUUGGCGUUGGCCCUGCACGAGACCAUAUGAUCAGUCGAUCAUAG